CUUCGCUACCCCUUGCCCCUUGACUUUAUUUCUUUCAAUAUUGGAUCAGCUGCCUAUAUAAUUCUUUCGUUUCAUUAAGACCUUUUACCUUGACACCGCUUCUUCCCUGACCCUUGCCGCUAUAAACCACCGAUACCUCAAUUUUCAGCAUUUCUAUUUCAGUGGUUCCCACUCGCACAUUAAGCAUCCUGCCCAAGUCUGUUACGGUCGCCACAUUGUGAUAGCUAUUGUAUUAUCAUCACCUCCAUAUCUGUCUGACACACCUGCGUCGCAUAUUAUAUAACCGAGCACUUGUAUUACUCUUUCCUUUCUAUCCCUUCCUGCCUCAAUCCCCUUCCUCCCGCUUCCUCUUUCUCUACAUUGUCUCCCCUGAGUUCUUUUCUUAUUUCACUCUUGGCUUUCUCACUUGCCUCAUCUGCCACAUUUGCCGUUCAUACGUUGAGGACAAAUUGUUCUGUGAAACAAACAUUAAAAUCACGAUGAGCCCUGUCCCUAAUGCAUUUUCGGACCUCUUUAACUACUGCACGCUCGUAGUGCCCGACCAAGCAACAGCACAGGCGCCAAUGACAAACGCCGUCAGCUACGCUGCUGCUGCGACCACAGCAGGCGGCCCCGAGCCAAACGACAUUCCUCUGCAGCCAUCACCAAGCAGUGAUGUCCCGGUGCCGCCACCAUCGUCUGUUAAUGGCAUCCCGGACGCCCCUCUUAUCGACCAGUCAGCCAUCAGCUCACCACACUUUGCACUGACAGUCAAUGCCCCUCAGGGUACACGCGCCCCCGACACUUCCGUGGAUGGUGUUACCCCAGGAUCUCCCUCCGCCGAGGCAGCAGUGGCUACAACGACGCCAGCCGACCUACAGGCGUCGCUGCUCCUACAGCCAUUUGCAGCCAAUACGGUUGCGCCGGCAUGCACGUCGCCGCUGGACAUGCUGAUAGCUGCACUGGAGCCAGCACCAACUGGCCACGCUUUCACCAGCGAGUGCAGCACCGCCAAUGCCUACCAGAGCGCUCCAAAUACUGCCACAGCCAUAUGGAGUCCCGAUGGUGCUGGCCACGCAGAGUAUGCACCAUUUCCCUGGACUGCAGGGCAGUCAGCACAGCCCAUUGGACGUACCCUGGGCCGGCCGCAAGAUGGCCUGGCAAAUUCGUCGUACUCUGGAAUUCCCAGGGAAUCGGCGCGCAAGACCUCACAGCCAGCUGGAAUCAAGCGUCCUUAUACCGAAUUUGACAACCUGCUUUCUGCUGCCGACAUGUACGCCAAUGGGCAGAUUGGCGACCCGAUUCACUCGCCCAGCAAGCAGCCUCGCCUACAACCAGCGCCGCAACCGCCAGCGCUUGUGAGCGGCCCGUCAUAUGCGGGUGAUCCGGCCACAUCGCCAUAUACGAGUGUCGGAGUGCCACAGUCGACAGCGGCUGUGGACUCGGUCACUGCCGCCGCUGCUGCCGCCGCUGCCGCGGCCAGCAUGGCAUAUUCCGCUGCAUUCCCGUACUCUACCAAGCGCUCGACGGUAGCUGUUCCUGAUCCAACAAUGCAUCUUCAGUACCCGAGCAUGUGCUUUGGAUCGCUCCCGGCACCAUCACAGCAGCAGCCACCGCCGCCUCCACCGCUAGGGCACCCACACACGUACCCACAUAUAGCUCCGCCACAGGCACACCCGCCUAUGCACAUGUCGUUCCAUAUGGGCAGCAGCGAUGCAAGCGUGCACCCACUUCCUGCAGGCUACCUGUUUGGGAAUGCUGGUGGCCCUGCCAUGGCCCACGCGCAGCACCCACUGCCCGAAUUCCUUGCUACCACUCCGAUCCCAGCAAUUCCAGGGCAGACUCCGCGGCGUGUGUCAAUCCCGGAUCUGACCCCGACGGCAGAGGAAGAGCGCAUCGGCGCCAAGGCCCGUCCACGGCGCCAGAAACUGCGCUUUCACGACGAUCUGUACACGCCCAUGUGGGGAUUCUGCGAUACGUGUGCUCCGGGCAAAUGGCUGCAGCUCAAGAACAGCGCGUACUGGUACCACAAGCAGUUCUUCCAUGGGAUCUCAUCGGUAUCGGGGCGGCCAUUCGUGCGGCCACUGCAAGCACGCCAUUUCGACGCUGAUAUCAUCGAGGGACUCUGCCACCAGUGCCGCCAGUGGCGCAGGAACAGUGUCUUGUGGUUUAGACACGCCCACAAAUGCCACGUCUAUCACAAACCGAAGCCUGAAAAUGAGACAGACGGGUCGGACAUCAGCCCUUCUGCAGCAGGGGUGCCAGCGACCAACGGGCCAAAUGCUGGCACUGCUCUGGUCGGAGAUGACGCUGGUGAUGGCAGUCAACAACACUAGUGGCAGACACUUGCACAGUGGAAGCGGGGGUUGAAUGGCGGCGGCACAUGGUACACUUUCUUUGAUUUAUAUUCCUUUCACAAUGUACACCUUUUCUAACCAAU
Molecule: messenger RNA, 2419 nt
Organism: Linderina pennispora
Lineage: Eukaryota; Fungi; Kickxellomycota; Kickxellomycetes; Kickxellales; Kickxellaceae
Exons: 9
Coding region: 480-2315 (611 amino acids)
Source: RefSeq, a predicted model, not a curated record